AAAAAGGCCAUCGUUCUCUAUAGCCAAAGUCUUCGCCUUUGACCCUUUCCCUUCUUCCUCAUCAGUCAUGAUACUGCGAUUCUUGUAUAUUGGAUUCCGAUGAUGCUCCCCAGAAGCCAGGAGUAGGUUGAUACUGGGAUUCGAUCCUCAUGGGCUUGUGCAACUCCACCCCUACCAAGGUCAGCGGCUCCAGUGGAGCCGCCGCCACCCCUCCCACCAACCGUGAUCCGGCCAAGACAGAGGAGCCCCGUGAUCGAGAGAAUGGCCGCGGGAAACGCCCCACUGGAACCAUUCCCUGCGGAAAGAGGACCGAUUUUGGGUACGCAAAGGACUUCCAGAAUUGCUAUAGUGUUGGGAAGCUCUUGGGGCAUGGCCAAUUUGGGUAUACCUUCGUCGCCACCGAUAAGGCCAAUGGCGAUCGGGUUGCUGUCAAGAGGAUCGAUAAGAAUAAGAUGGUCCUUCCAAUUGCUGUUGAGGAUGUUAAGCGAGAAGUAAAUAUACUUCAAGCCCUAAAAGGUCAUGAAAAUGUUGUCAACUUCCACAAUGCUUUUGAAGAUGACACAUAUGUGUACAUUGUUAUGGAGUUAUGCGAAGGUGGUGAACUGCUGGAUCGAAUAUUAGCCAAAAAAGAUAGCCGGUAUAGUGAGAAAGAUGCUGCUAUUGUUGUACGUCAGAUGCUUAAAGUUGCAGCUGAAUGCCAUUUGCAUGGUUUGGUACACCGGGAUAUGAAGCCUGAGAAUUUUCUUUUCAAAUCAACCAAAGAGAAUUCACCUCUUAAGGCAACAGACUUUGGCCUCUCUGAUUUUAUAAAACCAGGAAGGAAAUUCCGUGAUAUCGUUGGCAGUGCCUAUUAUGUUGCUCCAGAAGUGUUGAAACGGAAAUCAGGACCGGAGUCAGAUGUUUGGAGCAUUGGUGUUAUCACCUAUAUUUUACUUUGUGGAAGACGUCCCUUUUGGGACCGAACUGAGGAUGGAAUCUUUAAGGAGGUCCUAAAGAAUACGCCUGAUUUUCGUCGGAAGCCCUGGCCAAGCAUAAGUGACAGUGCAAAGGAUUUUGUUCAAAAGUUGCUUGUAAAGGAUCCUCGAACAAGGCUGACUGCUGCUCAAGCUCUAUCCCACCCCUGGGUCAGAGAAGGAGGAAAUGCAUCAGAUAUUCCAAUAGAUAUAUCUGUUUUGUCCAACAUUCGCGAGUUCGUGAAAUUUAGCCGUUUCAAACAAUUCGCGCUUAGGGCAUUAGCAACUACCCUUGAUGAAGGGGAGCUGGCUAAUCUUCGUGAUCAGUUCAAUGCAAUUGAUGUCGAUGGAAAUGGUUCAAUUAGCCUUGAGGAAAUGAGACAGGCUCUUCAGAAAGAUCUCCCUUGGAAACUGAAGGAACCGCGUAUCUUAGAGAUUCUUCAAGCUAUCGACAGUAACACAGAUGGAUUGGUUGAUUUUCACGAGUUUGUUGCGGCAACUUUACAAGUUCAUCAGUUGGAGGAACAUGACACUGCAAAGUGGAAUCUACGUUGUCAAGCUGCUUUUCAGAAAUUUGAUGUCGAUAAUGAUGGAUUUAUCACUCCGGAAGAACUAAGAAUGCACACAGGGUUGAGGGGAUCAAUCCUCCCGCUUCUGGAGGAGGUUGACAUUGACAAGGAUGGUAAGAUAAAUUUGUCCGAGUUCCGCAGGCUUCUAAGAACCGCAAGCAUGAGCAAUCUUCCCAGCCCUGCAGGCAUCCGAAACCCUCAAAAGCUUUAGAUAACACUGGAGAUCUGCAUUCGUCAAGCUCGUUUACAACCACGAUGAUCAUCAAAUAUUUCUCACCCAAAGAAUAAAAUAGUAUUGGCUUUUGCGCAGUGUCAUGUAACUGCAAGGUAAGUUGUUCUGCGAGGUUUGGUUACCAUUCAGCUUUCUCUUUGUACAUCCUUUCUGCCCUUUCGUAAUGGGUUUCAUUUGUGUGAUCUAGUGUAGAUUAGUUAAAUUUGAUUGUGCCAUGUUGUUUCUCUUCUAUAUAUCUUGAAUGAACCAUAAAUUAAACUUUCUUGGUUUUCCUUGAAAAUGAAACCUGGAAGUUUUAUUGCUUAUCAAUGCAAAUCACUUGAUGGACUUUUGUUUGUGACCA
Molecule: messenger RNA, 2097 nt
Organism: Dioscorea cayenensis subsp. rotundata (Guinea yam)
Lineage: Eukaryota; Viridiplantae; Streptophyta; Magnoliopsida; Dioscoreales; Dioscoreaceae
Product: calcium-dependent protein kinase 28-like
Exons: 12
Coding region: 150-1733 (527 amino acids)
Biological process (GO): intracellular signal transduction; protein autophosphorylation; peptidyl-serine phosphorylation
Cellular component (GO): nucleus; cytoplasm
Molecular function (GO): calcium ion binding; calmodulin binding; ATP binding
Source: RefSeq, a predicted model, not a curated record